Molecule: messenger RNA, 1367 nt
Organism: Gekko japonicus
Lineage: Eukaryota; Metazoa; Chordata; Lepidosauria; Squamata; Gekkonidae
Gene: USE1
Product: unconventional SNARE in the ER 1 homolog (S. cerevisiae)
Exons: 8
Coding region: 16-822 (268 amino acids)
Biological process (GO): retrograde vesicle-mediated transport, Golgi to endoplasmic reticulum
Cellular component (GO): SNARE complex; endoplasmic reticulum
Molecular function (GO): SNAP receptor activity
Source: RefSeq, a predicted model, not a curated record
GUGGCGGCAGUCACCAUGGCGCUGACGAGCUCCUUGGGUUCGAUGCCGGUUCCCCGGGCGGAGCUGAAGCUGGUGCGGCUGCUGAGCCGGUGCGAAGUGCUGGCGGCUGACAGGCGGAGUGCGGGCGAGUGGCGACUGGAGAAGUAUGUGGCUGCCCUGGAAGAGAUGCUCCUAGAGCUGAAGAAACACUCCAGCAAGCCAGCCCCUGAGGUGCUGAACGAAUAUUCUCGUAAGGUGGAUUUCUUGAAAGGAAUGCUGGAAACAGAGAAGCUGUCAUCUUCAUCUGAAAAGGCACUGGCCAAUCAAUUCCUGGCCCCCGGGCGAAUCCCCACCACGACCAAGGAACGGGUUCCGGCCACGCAGACAGUGCAUUUGCAGACCAAAGCCCGCUACGCUGGUGAAAUGAGAAGCGAGCUGCUUGGUACAGACUUCUCGUGCAUUACGGGUUUGGAAGAGACAAGCUUGAGGAAGCGCGCGGGCUUCCUCCCGGAUGAGAAGCAGUCGGCCGCUGACCUGGACGCGGUCCUGCAGCACCACCACAGUAUCCAGGAGAAGCUGGCGGAGGAGAUGCUGCACCUUGCGCGCAACCUCAAGAACAACACCCUGGUGGCUCAGAACGUGAUUAAGCAAGACAACCAGACAUUGUCUCAUUCGCUCAAGCUGGCUGAUCAGAACUUUGAGAAGCUGAAAGACGAAUCGGACCGCCUGGAGCAGCACGCCAAGAAAUCGGUCAACUGGCUUCUCUGGCUCAUGCUGAUUGUUGUUUGCUUCAUUUUCAUCAGCAUGAUUUUGUUUAUCCGGAUCUUCCCAAAGCUGAGAUGACUUCUUGCCUGGCAGUGCAGGCGGCUUGGUGUGCUUUACUCCUUUCCCUUGCAAAGCCCGAGCCCCUGGACAUUCGGAGGAAGGCGGUUUCAUUCCAGACAGGCUCAAAGGACAGAGAAGAACUUUGGUUGCGCAUUCUAGUUUUGGGUGCCGCCUGCUUCCAGGGGGGCGGUGCUGGUGGGGGUCCUGCCCCCCACCCCCGAAUGGGAAGGCACUGUGACAGCUGGGAUGGUGGAACACUUCUCUGUACCACAGUUGUUAUCUCAUAGAAAAGUAGCUCCUCAGUCUAGGCUGGGGUUGUUCCCCUUGGCAUUGUAGUUUUCUGUACGAAAGGAACGUCUCUGCCUGCAGCCUGAAGUGGUACAGCCUCAGCACAGGGGAGGGCAUGGCAUUUGCUGCUCGUACGAAUAAGGCCUGUCCGGGGGACAGAUCAAGGCGGGGGAAGCGUUGUAUAAGAACAUUUAAAGAACAGUAGGAUAUGUACAAAACAAAUAUCCUGCAGUGUAUGUAAUGAAAUGUCCCUAAAGAAUCCUAACAUGAAGAAA